AACAAGCUGAAGCAAUAGGGCGCGGGAAAUUUUUCGACAAUUCCCCAGUGGACAAAUCGGCAGGCUCAAGUGGGGUUAGGCAACGGAGGAGGGCUGAUCAGGAAGAUGAAGAUACUGGGGAAGAUGGAGCGCGAGAAUCUACGGCAGGCUCUAAUAACAGUGUCACCAGAAAAGAAGGUAAGGAAAAAGAUGCAGAUGUACCAGCGGACCAGAAGCGCAGGAUGAUCUGGGAUGGGCAGGCAUCGGAGGACCCAGCUGGUGAGAAUAUGGCCAUUGAUAAAGAAAAAAACGGGGAGGCGGCGGGUCCGGGCUUCGAGACCCGUCGGUUCUGCGGAUGAUUUUCGUGUUGAAGAUGACAGGUUUUGGUUUUUAUUUUAUUGUUGUUUUGCAUUUUAAUUUCCACGUUGAGAUUGUUAUUUUGUACUUUUAUCUCUAUUUUGCUGAUUAUUGUAAGACUUUUGCAUUAGGAUUGGGUAAUGAGAGUUCUGCGGUGACCGUCUUUGGCUCAUUUAU
Messenger RNA from Cuscuta epithymum, 513 nucleotides. The record is from the annotation of a GenBank genome assembly. Lineage: Eukaryota; Viridiplantae; Streptophyta; Magnoliopsida; Solanales; Convolvulaceae.